CCUCUAUUUACUGAACAUCACUAAUUAUCUGUGGUGUUCAGCUCAAGUCUCUCCUGAUAUGACCGUGCAGUUUAUCACUUCUUUUCUUUCCCUCUUCCUUACCAACACGUGGUCUGCGUGACUCACCGUGCACGUUAUCCUGCUAACCAGUGUUUGCAGCCACACGAGUUACACAGCGCCACUUGUAACUGUGACUCUACAACAACGACGUUGAAACGAUUUUUUUUUUUUUUUUUAUAGAACAAAGAGUUUCCUGAAAAGCAAACGAUUAUACACUGAUUGCCGCGAAAAGUAAAUAAAAUAAAAGUUCAGAGUUGUUUUGUGUGCUUCUUGAGUGUGUUUGUUUGUCUGUCAGCAAUAACUCGCCAUUCUCCUUAAUUAAUGACACUACUCUUGGUGUUAUUCUGUGUGUUACUAUUUGUGGUCUUUCCAUCAGUGCUGCUCUUGCUGUUGCUGAUAGUAGCGCUUGCUGUGAUUUAUAUCUUCUUCUUCUUCUUCUUCUUCUUCUUCUUCUUCUUCUUCUUCUUCUUCUUCUUCCAACACGUGGCAGUGUAUCUGUUAUAGGAGGACUUUCCCCUCCCCCCCCACGCCCGGCAAUCCCUCCACGGGACCCACCACGGGCCCCCGUCCCUCACACAGAAGGCAGCCCCUGAUUGGUCGCCACUGCUCUGAGUGAGAGCUUGGAGUUAGGCAAGGAGAGAGGGAGCGCUUCCAUUUGAUGCCUAAGGUAAUGUUCUGCGAGCCGUGCAUUAGCCAGCAUCUUUGGACACCCUCUAAAGGACUGCACCAGCAACGCCCCGCAGCAAACCGGCAGGACAAGAGACACUCUAGCGAAUCAUAAACAAGGCGUAUACAAGACCUUCGUCCAGCAACAAACAAGAGAGCAAAGAGACACUGUAGCGAAGCACAAACAAGGCUUGUACAAGACCUGCGUCCAGCAACAAACAAGCGAGAAAAGAGACACUCCAGUGAAGAACAAACAAUUCUUGUACAAGAAUCAACAAACAAGCGAGAAAAGAGAGACUCUAGCAAAGCACAAACAACUCUUGUACAAGAAUUGUUUGCAUCAACAAACAAGCGAGAAAAGAGAGACAACAGCGAAGCACAAACAAUUCUUGUACAAGAAUUCUAUUCGGCAAGUAACAAGCGACCAAAGAGACUCUAGCGAAGCACAAACAAGGCGUAUACAAGAAUUCUAUUCGGCAAGAAACAAGCGAGCAAAGAGACACUCUAGCGAAGUACAAAGAAAUCGUGUCAAAGAAUUGUAUGCAGGGACAAAAAAGCGAACAAAGAGAGACUCUAGCGAGGCACAAACAAGGCGUGUACAGGAAUUGUAAGCAGCGGCAAACCAGCCAACAAAUAGUCGAUCUAGCGAAGCAGAAGGACACAAUGUACUCGUCCAAGUCUUGCGUGCGGCAAGACGAGGGCGAGACAGUGCAGGAGUGUGGGGAAGAAGCCAAGGCCGUGCAAGGUUACUGUGAGGUGAUCCGCCGCCAGGUGCCCGUCCUCACCAAGGCGGAGCUGCACGGCUUGGGCGGCGGACUCCUCCUGGGUGUGGGCGGCUUUGGCUCCGUGAGGCUGGUGGGGCAAGAGAAUGGCGCCCCGGCGGUGGUGAAGGAGCUGCUGCAAGCCGACCAGCUGCUGCCGGUGCUGAAGGAGGCUACUUUUCUGCUGCAGCUCGGUGGAGCAGGCGGGGCGCCUCGGCUUCUAGGCGUGUGCCAGGCGCCCCCCGCCCUGGUGCAGGAGUUCGUGGGGCAGACGUACGACACGUACCUGGAGGUGUGUUCCGUGAAGGGGUUCCUGGAGUCACUGCAGGCCGUGUGCCAGUGUCUGGAGGAAGUGCACGCCAAAGGCAUCGUGCACAACGACUUGAAGUGGAACAACAUCACCUUCAGUGGCUCAGUGAACGCGCCCCGCUUCCACAUCAUCGACUUUGGGUGGGCUUCCUCCAGCGGCAGCGUGGUGGUGGAGAAGGAGGAAGGCCAGAGUGACGAGGACAGCUUCACUGAGGCCUCACACUCCCGGCAAGCCCCCUGGAUGGCGCCUGAGGUGUUUGGAGGAGGGCGUGUGUUCCCCUCAGGCGACGUGUACAGCCUCGGCUUCCUGAUGGGCUGCCUGAUGGACAGGUGCCCUCACGACUUCUUGACAGGUCCCCUCAGGAGUCUGUCACGCUCGUGCACUGCGCGGGACGCGAGCCGCCGCCCCUCCCUCGCCCGCGUGGCUCACUGCCUCGCUAUCCUUGCCGGCAUCCUUACCCCUCACCAGCUGGAUCAGUACUUUGAGGAGGCCGAGGAGGAGGAGGAGGUCGAGGAGGAGGAGGAGGAGGAGGAGGAAGAAGACGAGAAGGAAGAGGAGGAGGAGGAGGAGGAGGAGGAGGAGGAGGAGGAGGAAGAAGAAGAAGAAGACGAGAAGGAAGAGGAGGAGGAGGAGGGGGAGGAGGAGGAGGAGGAGGAGGAGGAGGAGGGCCUGGCCGACGGGGAGGGGGAGGAGGGCGAGGUUGUGCUGGCAGAAGAGGAAGAGAAGAAGGAACAGGGUGAAGACAGUGACAACGUGAAGGAAGAGGGAAAGAAGAAGAAAGAGGUUGGUGAAGAUAAUGAUGCACAUUCAGAUGAGGAAGAAGAAGACGAGGUCGAUGAUAAAGCGUCAGAAGAGAAUGAAGGGGAGAAAGACGAUGAAGAUGAUGACAUGAUGACGAAAGACAAAAUGAAGGUUGAAAAGUGCGAGGAGUUUGAUAAUGUAGAGUUGGAAUCAGAAGAGGAUGAGAGAGGAAAUGAGGGAGAAUGUAUAGAGUCAGAAGAAGAGAAUAAAGAAGAAGAAGGCAAUGGAAACGAUAAAAUUUUGACAGAAGAGAAGAAAAGGAAGAAAGAAGACGGUGAGGAAGACGAUAUACAGUCUGAAGAGGAAGAGAGAGAUAAAGGUGAUGUAGAAGAGGAGGAUGAAGGAGAUGAGAUAGAAGAAGAACGUGAAGGAGAUGAUAGAGAAGACAGACAUAUAGAUGAUAGAGAAGAGAAACAUGAAGGAAGUUAUAGAAAAGAAAAACAUGAAGGAAGUUAUAGAAAAGAAAAACAUGAAGGAAGUGAUAGAGAAGAGAAACAUCUAGAUGAUAGAGAAGACAGACAUAUAGAUGAUAGAGAAGAGAAACAUGAAGGAGGUGACACAGAAGAGAAACAUGAAGGAGAUGAUAGAGAAGAGAAAGAUUCAGAUGACAUAGAGGAAAAGGAAGAUGAUAUACAAGAGGAAAAUAAAGGAGAUGAUACACAAGAGGAAGGUGAAGAAGGAGAUGAAAAUGACGAUAUAGAAAGUCGAAUACGAAGAAGGGCAAAGAGGAAACGUGGUAGAUGACGAAGGGUGAUGCAGUGUGUGUGUGUGUGUGUGUGUGUGUGUAUGUGUGUGUGUGUGUGUGUGUGUGUGUGUGUGUGUG
Scylla paramamosain (green mud crab) is the source of this 3421-nucleotide messenger RNA. RefSeq lists its product as uncharacterized. Gene Ontology annotation, molecular function: protein serine/threonine kinase activity; ATP binding. Bases 1267 to 3342 code for a protein of 691 amino acids. The transcript has 2 exons. The record is from RefSeq and is a predicted model, not a curated record. Gene Ontology annotation, biological process: protein phosphorylation. Lineage: Eukaryota; Metazoa; Arthropoda; Malacostraca; Decapoda; Portunidae.